UUGCACCACUUAUACUGGUGAAUAAGGAAGAACAUAGCUGGUUGUUAAAAUUCUUUAAGGAUGAAAAGAUGUAGACAAAAGGAAAGAGCAAAUAAUGGAGGAAAUGUAUAAUUUUCAGAUUCCUUUAGAAGGAGGCAGAUUUAGAGCAUGCUUUUACUGUUUUGGUUUUUUUAAUUAUUGUUUUAGAUUGUGCUUUAGCAAACAAGGGACACAUCUAUAUCCUAGUUCUUGAAUUAGGUUAUUUUUAUUAAGGAUGUGUACUAUUUUGGUGGCUUGUUGCAUGCAUGAUUAGCUGGUGGGCAUGUGCCAUCAUGCCGUCUGAUCUAGUUUCUGGUGUGAAGAACAUCGAGAAUAUGGAAAUAUGGUUUCAAUCCUCAUAAGUGACUGAUCUAUGAAAUGGCAGAGAAUGGAACAGAUUGUGACCAGAGACGCAUAGGAAUGAUCAAAGAACAGCACAAUGGGAACUUUACAGACCCCUCUUUGCCAUGUGAACGGAAGCGAAGGGACCGAGAAGAGAGGCAGAAUAUUGUGCUCUGGAGACAACCGCUCAUUACCUUGCAGUAUUUUUUCCUGGAAACCCUAAUAAACUUGAAGGAAUGGACCAUAAAAUUGUGGCAUCGCCGAAGUAUCGUGGUGUCUUUUUUGCUGCUGCUUGCAGUGCUUACAGCUGCGUAUUAUAUAGAAGGAACACAUCAACAGUAUGUGCAGUAUACGGAGAAAAAAUUCUUGUGGUGUGCCUACUGGGUAGGCUUAGGCAUUCUGUCCUCUGUUGGACUCGGAACAGGUCUUCAUACCUUUCUACUCUAUUUGGGUCCACACAUAGCAUCAGUUACACUUGCUGCGUAUGAAUGUAACUCAGUUAAUUUUCCUGAACCACCGUACCCUGAUCAAAUUAUCUGUCCUGAUGAGGAGGGGAUUGAAGGAUCCGUCUCUUUAUGGACCAUAAUCUCAAAAGUCAGGGUAGAGGCCUGCAUGUGGGGUGCUGGCACAGCUAUUGGAGAACUGCCUCCUUAUUUCAUGGCCAGAGCAGCCCGACUCUCUGGUGCUGAACCUGAUGAUGAAGAGUAUCAGGAAUUUGAGGAGAUGCUGGAACAUGCAGAGGCUGCACAAGACUUUGCCUCCCGAGCUAAACUGGCCGUCCAGAACCUGGUGCAGAAGGUUGGAUUCUUUGGCAUUUUGGCCUGUGCUUCAAUUCCAAAUCCUCUGUUUGACCUGGCAGGGAUAACAUGUGGCCACUUUCUGGUUCCCUUUUGGACCUUCUUUGGCGCAACCUUAAUUGGGAAAGCAAUAAUUAAAAUGCACAUCCAGAAACUUUUCGUAAUUAUAACAUUCAGCAAACAUAUAGUGCAGCAGAUGGUGUCCCUAAUAGGUGCUGUCCCAAGUAUAGGUCCCUCUCUUCAGAAGCCGUUUCAAGAGUACUUGGAAGCUCAGCGAAUUAAACUUCACCACAAAUCUGACAAUGGAGUGCCACAGGGGGAGAACUGGUUAUCAUGGAUGUUUGAAAAACUUGUGAUCGUCAUGGUUUGCUAUUUCAUCUUGUCUAUAAUAAACUCCAUGGCCCAAAGCUAUGCCAAACGAGUGCAGCAGAAGAUGUACUCUGAGGAAAAGACAAAAUAAGCUGGGUAAAACCCAUUGAAAUGAGCUUUAGCAGACAUGCAAGUGACAGGUCUUACCAUAUGUUAAAAAUCGGCAUUAUUCAAAACAGGGAAACACUUUUAAAAAUCAUCAAUUUUCCAGCUGUAACAAGUUUUUAAUUAUUUUCUUUUGAAAGUAAUUCACUAUUAGAGAAUAACUUUCAUUUACAAACGUAUGUAUGUUAAGGUAAUGUAUAUACUCUUUAAUUCAGUCUGAGUUGUACUUUCUGGGGUGGCACGUGUGAUGCUAGACUAAUGUUGAACAUGAAUGCUUUCCAUUCAAGUUAAUUCCAAAAUUGAUGAUUUAAUACUUAGCACAACUCCAGAUUUCCUGAUUAACUUGCAGCCUGGCCUAAAAGUAACAAUUUUCUUUUGAAGGAUGGCUGUCAUGCCUCAUAAUUUCAAGGUCAUUGAAAUAUAUGUAAAUGAUAGUAGACUGGGUAACAUUCUUGCAUGUCCCUCAUGGUAAUACGAGUCCAUCUGAGUUCUCAGAAAUGCCGUCACAUCGCACAUGCUCUCGGUUGGAAAAGCCACCCUUGCCAACUUCAUAAUGGUGUAAGCAGAGAUGGCUGAUGUCAAACUGGUGCAGUUCACUUUUUUAUUCUGUAUAUUUAGAAUGAAGUCAAGAUAAAACUUUAUAAAGUCAUCUUUGAUCAUUCCAGAAUUUCUUGUGUCGGUCUUUUUAAGCUGUUUCUUCCCCUCAACACCUUUGGUAUACUCCGUUUCUCUUUAGUUUCUUUAUUAAGCUUAUGUCCAGUUUAUUGCAUGCUUACUUAUCCUUCCUGUACAGUAAGCACAGAAACAUUUUGUUAAUUUUUCUCGAACUUCUUGCUCAACAGAAGGAAGUAGAAAGCAUGUAUUUAGCACCUUGCAGUAUGGUAUGAUUUAUUUAUUUAAGUAGGCUAGUUGAAUGACGUUACUAAUUUUAUCAGGUCACUCUAGAUGUUUGCUUAAUGUUAGGAAUACAGAUUUAUAGCACCAUGAGUGCUGCAGGAAAAAAGUUGGGGAAGCGUAGAAAUCAGAAAUUAAACACAGGAAUGGUAAUUAAUAACCGUAAUAAAGAACAUUAAAGUAUACUUUAAAAAUAUCCCGAUAUUCAUUAUUGUUACAAAUCAGUGUGUUUGAAAUUAACUUGUAUUGAAGGGGUAGACUUGUUCUUUUCUUAGUAAAUAGGUGACCAUUCCACUGCUACUGUGUAUAUACAACGCUUCUCUAAUAGUCCCUGAACUAGUAGGAAUGUAGUUUUGUUUUAUCCAUAAGAAAAUUAAAAUAAGUUGACUUGUUUAAUCAGACGUUCUUAAAUGGUGGUACAUGGAUUCUAUUAGGCUAGAACUGGUUCAAUACCUAUUAAAUUAGAUGCGUCUGCCUGUCUCGAGCAAGGCGCAGUAAACGUGCAUUUUGUUCUGCCUGAAUGUUCACUUGUGUUGCCUACCGUCGUGACAUCUCCAUGGCUGUACCAUCCUGUCGGAUAGCUUAUCAGACUGAUGUUGACUGUUGGAUCUCAUGGCAACAACAGUCGGUAGGCUGUCUGACAUUUUGGUAUCUUUCAUCUGACCGUUUGCUCAUCCAUCUCAAAUUCUGUUUUUCAUUGAACAUCAACAGGCAUAUAAGUGUUUAAAGUUUAGAACGCAAAUUAUUUUAAAUGUAAAUGUGUCAUACCUAUUUUUCUUAAAAUAUAGCACUCUGCAUAAGAAACACCUUAAAUUACAUUGUGAGAUUUGUAACGUUUUUGCUUUUGUGUGCAUCAUACAUAACUUUAAACAAACUGUGACAGUGUUACUUGAAUGCAUGAAGAGAAUUUUAUAUAGACUUCUCUAAACAUUGCUUCUGAUAUAAAAAUCUCAGUGGGACAUUUUCAAAGGCACAAAGGGCCCCCUCCUGUUUGUGCCUGGAGAUUUAAAAAGAACAAAAUGUAGCAACAAAUUCAUAUGACUAAUUAUACAUGCAUAAAAUCAUGACUAUUUGAUAUUUCACAGCAAUGGUUUAAAUCAGCCAAAACUUAAAUUAUGCAAUUUUUUGGUUAGUCAUGGGUUAUAUUCAGCAGCUUUGAGGCACUUACGUUAUUUUUCCCACAACAUAUUUUGACUUAGGAAAACAUUGUGGGUUGCCAUUUGUACCACUUUAUUUAGUAGCAGCUUUUUUUGGUUCAGCUUUAACAUCUACCAAAUAUAUGGGGCACUAUUCUCAUUUACACCAAAGCUGUUUUACACCACUCUGGCAGUGGAAAGGGCCCUAAGAGGAUAUUUAAUGUAGGCCUACUUUAAGGUCCCUUCAUGGUACCAGAGUGAGAUGAAAGGAUCUUGUGUAACUACGAAUCUGGCCCUAGAGCUUUGUGUCUCAGCAUGUCUUCAGGUGAUUUCUCAAACACACUUUUAGUUGCCUCUUUUAUCCAAAGUCUUUGCAGUGACUCUGCCUAGAGAUUAACCACCAGACAAAUUGCAAGCUUUCCCCUGUGUGUGUGUGUGUGUAUAGAUUACUCUGCAAGCCACAUUUGUGUGUGCCCGUUCUGAUGAACUGUGCUGUAAUUCUGAAAGCUUUCUAAAGUUCAUCUUUUAUCUGAUAUUUAGAGAAUGGACUGAACACUAUACCUGCUUCUUUCUUAUCAGACACUGGAUGGUGAUCCUUUAAUACUUAAUACAAGGUAAAAAAUAAAGAUUUUCAAAUUGAUGUCUUCAUAUUUUUGCUCAAAUAAAAAUAAAUAUCUCUAAGUGG
This is a messenger RNA of Mauremys mutica (yellowpond turtle), 4346 nucleotides long. It is a transcript of the gene VMP1, whose product is annotated as vacuole membrane protein 1. The record is from RefSeq and is a predicted model, not a curated record. Gene Ontology annotation, biological process: Golgi organization; autophagy. Gene Ontology annotation, cellular component: membrane; endoplasmic reticulum; endomembrane system. The transcript is spliced from 12 exons. Bases 397 to 1617 code for a protein of 406 amino acids. Lineage: Eukaryota; Metazoa; Chordata; Testudines; Geoemydidae.